This is a messenger RNA of Nymphaea colorata (pocket water lily), 940 nucleotides long. RefSeq lists its product as uncharacterized. The record is from RefSeq and is a predicted model, not a curated record. The transcript has 4 exons. Lineage: Eukaryota; Viridiplantae; Streptophyta; Magnoliopsida; Nymphaeales; Nymphaeaceae. Bases 1 to 828 code for a protein of 275 amino acids.
AUGGAUGGUGGGCAGGUUAUUAAACAAAAGAAAAUUCUUGAUUGGUAUCAACCAGAGCUUGGAGCCGGAUACAGAUCUCUCUCUCUCUCUCUCUCUCGGUCCCCUCCAGCCCCCUCUCCCACUCGCCCACUGGCCUGCUCGGCUGUUCCCCACCCAGCUGCUUGCCCGUCGCUCCCACCCGCCCGUCUUUCUCACCUGCUCUCCCGCCUGCUCGCCCGUUCUCUCCCAACCGCCCGGCUCCUCACCUCCCGCCUGACCGCCUACUCACCUCCGUCUGCUCACCUCUCGUCUCCUCUCCUCCCGUCUGCCCACCUCCCCCCUGCCUGUUCGCUCACCUCCCGCUGCCCACCUCCCUCCCUCCCUCCCGCCUGGAGUCUCCUCACCUCUUUGGAGCUGCACGCCAACUGUUCGUUGAAUUGUCCCUUACAGCAGUUUGUUCUUGUCUCGUCCUCUAUCGGGGCCUUGCUCUCACGUUGCGGGGCCGUGCUCAGCUUAGGCUUUGAGCAGGCCCAGACGCAGCUGCCUGGGUGGACACACACGUGUGAUUGGCUUCGUUGUUUUGGACCGGCCACUUUGUUCUUGCGCAGGGGUGGUGUCAUGGCCACUCUCCCUCCUCCUCCGCCUUUGCGUCCGCCGCAGGAGGCUUGGGUUGGUGGUACCAGUCUCUGUGGUAUCAAGCCAACUUGGUGGCGCAUUUGGGAGGAGCGCAACAAUAGGGUCUUUAGGAGCACCUUCUUUCUGUCGGAGUUUGUGGCUCAGCUUGUGCAGGAAGAUGUUCAUUUUGUCAUUCAGCUGCGGCGUCGUCUUCUUUCUGCGACUGAGAGAUGAUGUCGGUCCGUCCUUCCACUCUUUUUCUACCCCUUUUUUUGUUUUUUUGUACGUUGUAUUUAUACUUCUUUUGCUUUUGUCUUGCGGUUUGUUACUGUAACUAUGGUACUUC